UUAAAUUUAAACUAAUACAAUCUCUGUGGGACAAUACUUGGACUCAAAAGGUCCACUUUAUUACUUGAACGCGACCUGUGCACUUGCGGUGUGUGAUUUUAGCUAACAGGGAGUUGAGACGGAUGGUGGGGAAAGCUACUUGGAACAGUAGCUUUGAGAGUUUUACUGCGGUGUUGGAGCAGCUUGAUGAUCAUCACGGAGAUAUGCUGCGACAGUCCUUCUUGUGGCCACUGUACCAUAUGCGAGAUGUGCAGUACUCAGGACAGAUCAUCGAUGCACUUCUAUGUCGGCUUUUGAGACCAGUCGACAGCGAUUCCCUCCACUUCGACCUCGGGGGCAAGGUUGUCAGUUUCUCGAUUUAUGAGUUUAGCUUGAUCGCUGGACUGAGGAUUACGGGCGACUAUACAGCCAUUGAAAGAAGCAAUAGGCUGUACGAGACGUACUUUCAGGAACAUGGGUCAGUGCAUCUACCCGAGUUGAUGGUCGCGAUUAGGGGGUGCGAUCAGAUGUUAGAUAGAUUGAAGCUUGGGCUGGUCUACAUCCUCGAGAGUGUGAUGAGGUGUCAUCAUAAGAAGACUGCCAUCGACAUUUUUCAUUUGGAAGUUGUUGACGACAUUGAUGCGUUCAACAGCUAUCCAUGGGGCCAGAGAUGCUACGAAGACACCGUACAUGUUUUCACCAGAUUACACUCGAGGCCCAGGGGGUCAAUACGUAAAUACGAUACAUAUGGAUUGCCCUUAGCGGUGCAGCUAAAUGUUUAAUAUAAUUAAAGUUAAAGUUUUAGUAUAUUGCAUAUAUGCAUAAUAAGUGUAUGUGUUGCAGAUUUGGGUGUAUGAGACAGUCCCUGCACUGGGAGCCCGCUUCGCGAAGCGAGAGGAAGGGAGACACGAUGCCCUCGAAUGCAUCAUUGGAGAUCGUCGCGAGCGGAGGGAUGUCCCACUGGGAAACAGUUAUCGGCCCUCCUCGACGAUCCUCAAUCAUACCUGAGUUGACGCCGUUGAUGGAGGAGGAGGAUCGAGGUCUUGUGCGGGAUGUAGGUGUUCCGAAGACGAGCAGAUGUCUGAUCCGAGUGUGGAUCGAGAUUGGUGUUAUUUAUAUAGGAGGGCGGUUCAGCUGAUCGACGAUCACCUCCGCCGAGGGUAUCGCCGCCACCAUUGGCAUCACCUCCGCCGAGGGUAUCGCCGCUGCCAUUGGCAUCGCCUCCGCCGAGGGCAUCGUCGCCACCGCUUAGGUGGAGAAGGUCGGCGCGCUACGACAAGAGUUGAUGGAGAGGGUCGAUGAUCUGGGACGAGAGUUGACAGGGAGGGUCGACGAUCUGACGGAGAAGGUCGACUAUAUGACAGGGAGGAUUGACGAUCUAUCCCAUGAUGUUGGAAUGCUACGAUCUUGCGUUGUCGACCUUCAGGAUGCGGUAGCAACACUUAGAGGAGAUUUAGCCGCUAGGCGAUGGGGGGACAGAGGGGAUGGUGGAGAUGAUCGAGAGGGUGGCGGAGAUGGUGAUGGAGAGGGAAGUCAUCCACAUUUUUGGCAUGACGAGACAUUAGAGUCAUUCUGGUUGUCUAUGGAGGGGGAUAGGGUGGCCCCGAUGGGGGGACGACGGGGGAGGCACCGAUGGGAGAGACAGAGGAGGUGGCGACAGAGGAGGAGGCCCCGAUGGGAGGGGCAGAGGAGGUGGCGACAGAGAGAGAGGCCUCGAUGGGGGGGCGGAUAAGGUGGCGACGGAGGAGGUGGCCACGAUGGGAGGGGCAGAUGAGGUGGCGACAGAGGAGGGGGCCCCGGAGGGUGAAAGGACGCCCAUCGUGAUUGAGGGUAAGAGACAUGCUGUUGAUGAGACGGAGCAGGUGGUCGGCAAGAGGUUGAGAGUGCCGUCACAGUACGUUAUUUCUCCCUUCACCACUGAGGCCAAGAGGAGGACGUUCAUCGAUGGGACGUACCCGAACUUAUUCAGAGAGGUGGACAAUGCCAAGUGGAAAGCAUUCGAGACGGAGUGGAGGAGAAUUAUCCCCGGAGCUACCCGCAUGAUAGGUAACCGGACGGUCUCGGAUGCUUACAAGUGGUUCCACAAUAUCAUGACUGCAGGAGUUUGGCUCGCCGACGAUCACAUCGACUUGGCCAUGGACUUGCUGCGAGAUCGAGCUCAGAGACAUCCAAAAUCAUUUGACGUCCAUGGUCGAGUCAUAUUAAACACCGAGCUCCUGCGUGCCGUUACCAUAGAGUAUCAGUCGCUCCAACUUAUGGGUAACGAGUACACGGUGCUCGAAUAUAUGCUCGAGUGGGUCAUAGUAUUGUCGCCGAGUGUCGGGGGAAAAUCAUGGGAGAGUUGUACACAUAUGUACAUUCCAGCGUGCAUCAAUAGGCAUUGUGUUAUGCUGGAGAUCGUUUUUGUUGACACGACUAUAUAUGUGUAUGAUCCAGAUCAUUCAUGUUUAACGCAAGGCCAGUUGGAGCAAAACUUGGAGUCCGUAGCUGUAAUUGUUCCUAUGAUGGCCAGACAAGCGGGGAUGACUGUACAGGAUAGAUUGCAGAUUGUUCGGAAUACGACGACAUCACGAUAGUCCGUAA
This is a messenger RNA of Olea europaea var. sylvestris, 2562 nucleotides long. RefSeq lists its product as uncharacterized. Gene Ontology annotation, biological process: proteolysis. The record is from RefSeq and is a predicted model, not a curated record. Gene Ontology annotation, molecular function: cysteine-type peptidase activity. The transcript has 6 exons. Lineage: Eukaryota; Viridiplantae; Streptophyta; Magnoliopsida; Lamiales; Oleaceae. Bases 1737 to 2555 code for a protein of 272 amino acids.